Molecule: messenger RNA, 1671 nt
Organism: Cladocopium goreaui
Lineage: Eukaryota; Dinophyceae; Suessiales; Symbiodiniaceae
Source: the annotation of a GenBank genome assembly
AUGGACCGUGGCCAUGUGGUGUUCCAAUUCAACGGAGACGUUGGGACAACCACGAAUCUUGAAGGACAACACAAUUGCGUGUCGAUUGUGACCGGUGGCGAGCUGACGAGAUUGAGCCCACGGCAGGCAGACGGCAAGGUGAUCCUGCCGAUUGACGUUCGUGAGACCCACGAUCCGGAUGGUGGAACUCACAGGCGGCAAUUCUCUUCACCUGCCGAAGCAAUAGGUGCGGUGGUCAAUGCAGGGUCUCGAGCCGGUGUGGAGCGCAUCAUCGGCCUUUGCUGGGAAGUGUUCAAGGCCCUGGGAAUCCCCGAGGACAAGAUGUAUGAGCCUUGGGAGAAUGCGGGGCCGAUUAUCCGUGGAUCUCUGGCGACGGCGAGGAUUCGUGGGGCGUACGUGAGAGAUCGCUCCGACAGUGGAGGCGGUGCAAGCGUGACGCCUGGAGGCGAUGCACUCCGUGCAAGAAGAGAUGCAGAGAGAGCCCACGGGAGAAGACAUCACGAGGAGAUUCGAGAUCACGACAUCGUGGGCGAGGACGUGAUUCAAGGAGACGGAGUGACUCACGAGCUCGUGGUCGACGAGGUGAUUCCCGGAGACGCUCGAGGUCAAGGCCAAGGGAACCAAGAGCACCAGAACGACCUCCCCGACGACCGGCGGCGCCAGAGGACCCACGUCCGAGAGCUGCAGCUGUUCCGAUGCAAGCGAGAUAUCGGUGGACGCAUUGAACGCCAUGAUCGUGAAGUCAGGAGCCCACGAUCGCAUGAUGUGGGAAGGCCCAGGCGAUCGCAAUCAGAACGAGGUCAACGUGAGAUUUCAGACAAAGGUCAGAGGAUGUACGACGACGAUGACAAAAAGGCCCUACUGGAUGAGAGCGUGGCGACGAAGACCGUGGACACCGGUUGGAAUGGUGAGAACCUUGUGGCGAUGCAGGGCACGCCAGAUCUGUGGGACAUGUUUCAAGGUGUUGACUUCUUUGUUUUCAUUAUUGGUUAUGAUUCAGAAGAUCAUCAACUUAUGCAUGGUGAAUUGUUGACAGAGGUUCAAUCGUUUUGUGAAGCAUCAGGAUCACGAUGGAUGAACGUGGAUGCAUUGGACACCACAAGAUGGGACCAGUAUGCCGAGGUUGAAGCCCCAAUCAUCUGUUCCCAGUCCAUUGGCAUGACCACCAACGAUGAUGAAGUCAUGGUGAGAAUGGCUGUUUGGUGUGAUCAAGCCAGCACGUCCCACGAUGAAGAUGACCCUGGAAUGCCUCAUGAAGAAGUGUUCACCGCGUCAUUCCAAGAGCUGAUUUUGGGAUUAGGAGAUGAAUUCCAUGUUGAUUCCAUGACGCGUGCUGCCUUCCCAGCUGCGCUGCAAGAAGAGCAGGCUGAUAGGUUUCAGGUGGAUCCCGAUGAACCACCAGGAGCCGAGUUGAACCGUGAGGCAAUGGCUGAGGAGUUGCUAGCGGAUGAGCAGCUUCUGGACACAGUUGAAGUGCCAGGAUUGCCCCAGAGGGAGGCAGAGCGUAGAGCUGCGUGGAAGAAACUCCCCCAAAGGGUUAGGAUUGCCAUCCGUCGUUUGCGUCGACAGUUUGGCCAGUGCCCCGGGAAUGUUUUGGUGAACUUGUUGAGAGCUGCUAGGGUAGAAAAGAAAUAUGUGAAUGCGGUUCGACUUGACCGUCACCGUUUGUGA